AUGAGCAGCGCGUCGUACGCGGCGUGGGCCAAGUUCGACGUGGAGGAGGAGCUGGAGCGCGUGGACGAGGCGGAGCAGCGCGAGCAGCAGCACAGGCAGCAGCUGCAGCAGGAGCGCGCCAAGCAGAGCGUCGAGAGCUCGGCCACGCAGGCGGCGCAGCAGUCGGCGGAUAUCCUGGCGGCUCAGGCGGCCGUGGCGGCGCUCAAGGCCAAGAAACGAGUGCGCAGGGGGCGGGCAGCGCCCGCAGAGGAGAAGAAGAAGGAGGAGAGUGAGGCAGUGGAGGCAGAUGAGGACGUGGAGAAGGCGGCCAAGCUGCAGGCUCAGGCGGCGCUCUUCGCGCUCAAGCACGAGCUGCUGCAGCAGAUCAUGGAGAGCAGACGUCUCGGGGACAAGAAACUGAGUGCAGAGCAGAAGGACUGGGAGGGGGCGCAGAAGGCGUUCGCCAAGACUCUGGACGCGGUGAAGAGGCUGGAGGCUCUGGCCCCGGAGCUGCUCAAGGCUGAGGAAGAGCAGACCAAGCUGCUCGGGAAGGAGCCUGCUGCGGCGUCGAAUCAGCAGGAGAAGAGUGCAAAUGGCGGAGGAUGCGGACACUCGGGCGAGGGCGAGCAUUCGUGUGGCAAAGGCUGCAGUCAUGAAGGUGCCAAGAAGCCGGAAGUGGUGAAGAAGCCCGAGCCGCUGCCUAAAGCCAACGACCUCGUGGCUAUCAUUAAGAUGUUCUACAAGGACGCUUACAUGGGAAUCGGGGCCUGCGACCUCGAGAGGGGGCGACUUGCAGCGGCUACUGAGGCGUUCAAAGAGGUGCUGCUACGAGAUGAGGUGCAGUUGUCGGCGUGGCUUCGCAGGGGUGAGGCGUUUGAGCGCAUGGACGCUCCAUUGCUCGCGAUGCUGCACUUCAGUCGGAUCACCAACCUGGAUUCGGACCACGAGAAGGGGAAGGAAGCGCUAGAUCGAGUGAAGACGAAGCUACUGAACAGUGGGGACGCUUGCAGCGCAGACAAUAAUACGGUUCAGCGCGAAGUAUCGAAGUGUACUGACGGACGGACGUUCAAAGAGGUUCUUGAGCGCAUCCAAUGGGUCUUCGAAGAAGCGAAUGUGCUGGCUGUUGAGAGCUUCUUUGACUACUCGACGACGAAAUACCAAGUUGUGUUAGGCUGCCUCCAAGUCCUGCGCGCGCGACCAGAGUUCAGCUCUACAAACGAGGAGGCAGUGUCUCCAGUACUUCAUGAGCUCGAGAUCUCGUGCCACGUGAAUAUUGCUAGCGGCUGCCUCGAGAUGCAGCGCAACUACACCAAGGCCAUUAAUCACUGUGACCAAGCGCUUCAUCUCGAUGGCAAUCGUGCAAUCAUCCACUUCCGCAUGGGGCAGAUCUACCACGCUCUCCACAUUUACGAGAAGGCGUUCGGCUACUAUGACGCGGCUAAGGCCCUCGUUCCUCCUGCUGUGACCACUGAGACCGAGGAGCAGCACAAACGGAUGAUAGCUGCGAUUGCCAAGGAGAAGGACAAGUGCAAGUUUGAUCGGAACCAGUACGACAUGGGAUACCUCCGAUCUUUGGCAGCCAAGUAA
Molecule: messenger RNA, 1566 nt
Organism: Phytophthora sojae
Lineage: Eukaryota; Oomycota; Peronosporomycetes; Peronosporales; Peronosporaceae
Exons: 4
Coding region: 1-1566 (521 amino acids)
Molecular function (GO): protein binding
Source: RefSeq, a predicted model, not a curated record